Messenger RNA from Tupaia belangeri chinensis (Chinese tree shrew), 383 nucleotides. RefSeq names its product bolA family member 2B (gene BOLA2B). The transcript is spliced from 3 exons. Lineage: Eukaryota; Metazoa; Chordata; Mammalia; Scandentia; Tupaiidae. Gene Ontology annotation, molecular function: 2 iron, 2 sulfur cluster binding. The coding region runs from base 80 to 340 and encodes 86 amino acids. The record is from RefSeq and is a predicted model, not a curated record. Gene Ontology annotation, cellular component: nucleus; cytosol. Gene Ontology annotation, biological process: intracellular iron ion homeostasis; protein maturation.
GCGGAAGUGGCACCUGUAAGGGCGGAAAGCAGGGUGGCCGGGGUCCGAGCUGGGUUUCGGUACCCCUUGGGCUGCGGCAAUGGAGCUCAGCGCCGACUCCCUCCGGGAGAAGCUGCAGCGGGACCUGGAGGCAGAGCACGUGGAGGUGGAGGACACCACUCCCAACCGUUGUGCGUCCAGCUUCCGAGUCCUGGUGGUGUCGGCCAAGUUCGAGGGGAAACCGCUACUUCAGAGACACCGGCUGGUGAACGCGUGUCUGGCAGAAGAGCUCCCGCACAUCCAUGCGUUUGAGCAGAAAACCCUGACUCCCGAGCAGUGGGCCCGAGAGCGGCAGAAAUGAGGGCCUAGGCCCUGUGCAGACAUUAAAUUAUGAAUCACCACCA